AUGGAGGAAGGUGGAUUCAUUAGGAGAACAAGGAGCCGUGUUGGUCGUGCUAAGCAGAAGAAAGUCAGCUAUGUGGAGGUGAGUAGUAGCGAAGAUGAGCAAUCUACUCUUACUAGUGUGUCUGGAGGACGGAAGGACUCUAGCGAGAGUACUGUUGUUGGAUCAAGUGCUGACGAUCCUAUCGAUCUUGACUAUGAGGAGGAGGAGGAUGAAGAGUUUGUCGAUGCAGAGGAAGAGGUGGCAAACCAUGAUGCUGAAGAUGAUACUGCCGCAGAGAUGAGGACUGCUAAAGUGAAAAGGGGAAAGAGAAGUAGAAGAUUAAAACCCACUCUGAUGGUAGAUUUGUCGAAGGUGGAGUUUGAUGAGGAUGGCCAUGCCAGGAUGAAGAAAGAAGAGCCUGAUAAUGCCCUUCCCGAUGUACCAGACGAACCAAAUAUACCAGAAAUAAAGGAAGAUGAUGAAGAUGAUCAACCUUUAAGUAAGAAGAGGAAAACGACAGCAAAAAAAUCAAGGAAGAAGAAGGAGCCAAAGAUCAAGCUUACCCCUUAUCAGAGGACCACACUGAGGUUGUUUGAACACCAUCCAGAACUUGCCAAUGUUUUCCCUGAUCUACAAAAUGCUCCUAAAUAUGAGCCUCAUAGAGCACCUCAACCGGCAGACAUGGGUGUCAAAUUACUUCCUUUUCAGUUGGAAGGUUUGCACUGGAUGCUUUCACAGGAAGAUAGUAUAUAUAACGGCGGAGUUCUUGCUGAUGAAAUGGGGAUGGGUAAGACUAUUCAAACUAUUGCUCUACUCAUGAAUGACAGAAGCAAGAAGCCAUCUCUAGUGGUGGCACCAACAGUGGCUCUUAUGCAAUGGAAGAAUGAGAUUGAACAACACACAAAUGGGGCUCUUUCCACAUAUAUAUAUCACGGUGCAUCCAGAACUAUUAAUAUUCAUGAUUUAAAAGACAUUGAUGUGAUAUUAACGACAUACUCUGUCCUUGAAUCCGUUUUCAGGAAGCAGAACUACGGGUUUAGGAGGAAGAAUGGCCUGGUGAAGGAAAAAUCGCUACUACAUAAUAUUGAUUUUUACAGAGCUAUUCUUGAUGAAGCCCAUAAUAUCAAGGAUAGAACUAGUAAUACUUCUCGAGCCGUCAACGCUCUUAAGACACAAAAGAGGUGGUGUCUAUCCGGUACACCUUUGCAGAACAGAAUUGGCGAAAUGUAUUCAUUGAUCAGGUUUUUGGAUAUCAAUCCAUUCGCGAAAUAUUUUUGUACAAAAUGUGAAUGUGCCUCUAAAGAAUGGAAAUUUAGUGAUAAUAUGCACUGUGAUAGUUGUGGGCAUGUAUUAAUGCAGCAUACCAAUUUUUUUAAUCACUUCAUGCUAAAGAAUAUACAAAAAUUUGGUGUUGAGGGGCCAGGGUUGGAAUCUUUCAAUAACAUUCAGACAUUAUUAAAGAAUGUUAUGCUGCGAAGAACGAAAGUGGAAAGAGCCGACGAUUUAGGGUUGCCACCUAGAGUAGUCACGGUCAGAAAGGAUUAUUUCAGCGAAGAAGAAAAGGAUUUAUACAGAAGUUUAUACACUGAUUCUCAGAGGAAAUAUAAUUCUUUUGUCGAAAAGGGUGUUGUCUUGAAUAACUAUGCGAAUAUUUUUUCCUUGAUCACAAGGAUGAGGCAGCUGGCCGAUCAUCCCGACUUGGUUUUGAAGCGUUUUCAUGACGAUAAUGCAGCGGGCGUUAUUGUUUGUCAGCUAUGUAAUGAUGAAGCAGAAGAGCCAAUCGAAUCAAAAUGUCAUCAUAAAUUUUGCAGGUUGUGCAUAAGGGAAUAUGUUGAAUCAUAUAUUGAAUCUAGUGGUUCAAACUUAACCUGUCCAGUUUGUCACAUUGGACUAAGUAUAGAUUUGUCUCAACCGUCACUGGAGGUAGAUUUAGAAUCUUUCAAGAAGCAAAGCAUAGUCAGUAGACUUAACAUGAAAGGUACCUGGAGGUCAUCAACUAAAAUUGAGGCACUUGUUGAAGAACUUUAUAAACUUAGAAGUCCCGUAAAAACCGUCAAAUCUAUUGUAUUUUCGCAAUUUACUAGUAUGUUAGAUUUGGUUGAAUGGAGAUUGAAAAGAGCUGGAUUUCAAACUGUUAAAUUACAAGGUAGUAUGUCCCCAACGCAAAGAGAUCAGACAAUCAAAUACUUUAUGGACAAUAUUGAAUGUGAGGUUUUCUUGGUUAGUUUGAAAGCUGGUGGUGUGGCAUUGAAUUUAUGUGAAGCUUCUCAGGUUUUUAUUUUGGAUCCAUGGUGGAAUCCUAGUGUGGAAUGGCAAAGUGGAGAUAGAGUGCAUAGAAUCGGACAGUAUAGGCCUGUGAAGAUAACUAGAUUUUGUAUAGAAGAUAGUAUUGAAGCUAGAAUCAUUGAGCUGCAAGAAAAGAAAGCAAAUAUGAUUCAUGCGACUAUCAAUCAGGACGAGGCAGCUAUUAAUAGAUUAACACCGGCUGAUCUUCAGUUUUUGUUUAAUAAUUAA
Messenger RNA from Nakaseomyces glabratus, 2493 nucleotides. It is a transcript of the gene RAD16, whose product is annotated as DNA repair protein RAD16. Gene Ontology annotation, cellular component: nucleus. The record is from RefSeq and is a predicted model, not a curated record. Gene Ontology annotation, biological process: nucleotide-excision repair. Gene Ontology annotation, molecular function: ATP binding; ATP-dependent chromatin remodeler activity; metal ion binding. NCBI's taxonomy places the organism in Eukaryota, Fungi, Ascomycota, Saccharomycetes, Saccharomycetales, Saccharomycetaceae.